Melitaea cinxia (Glanville fritillary) is the source of this 8831-nucleotide messenger RNA. It is a transcript of the gene sif, whose product is annotated as protein still life, isoform SIF type 1. Gene Ontology annotation, biological process: small GTPase-mediated signal transduction; positive regulation of axonogenesis; activation of GTPase activity. Gene Ontology annotation, molecular function: protein binding; nucleic acid binding; guanyl-nucleotide exchange factor activity. The transcript is spliced from 43 exons. Gene Ontology annotation, cellular component: membrane; synapse. Lineage: Eukaryota; Metazoa; Arthropoda; Insecta; Lepidoptera; Nymphalidae. The record is from RefSeq and is a predicted model, not a curated record.
AUGGGCAACAAACUAUCAUCGUGUUCGUGCGCGCCCAUCCUCCGCAAGGCGUACCGCUACGAAGACAGCCCGUGGCAGAACUCUCGCCGACGAGAUGGACAUUUAUUGCGAUUAUGGGCAGAAGUAUUUCACGUGUCAGCUAGUGGGGCCGGCACUGUGAAAUGGCAGCAGGUUUCCGAGGACUUAGUGCCGGUGAACAUCACAUGCAUACAAGAUUCACCCGAGUGCGUGUUUCAUAUCACCGCUUACAACUCGCAGGUCGACAAAAUACUUGACGUCAGACUAUUGCAACCCGGUACUCGUAUCGGCCAGGCUUCAGAAUGUUUCGUCUAUUGGAAAGAUCCGAUGACCAACGACACGUGGGGCUUAAACUUCACCUCUCCCAUCGACGCCAAACAAUUCAGAGAGUGUUGUUCACCGUCAUUCAAAUUCUCACGUAAGGCUUCAUCGAGCUACAGUCUCAAGCUGGAGCCGCCAGGCAGUAAACAAAAAUUCAAAACGAAGAGGAAACCAGUCUCCACGCCGGCGAGUCCAAACCGAUCAAGCCUAACCUACGGCCGCGAGCCACAGUGUACCUGCAUGACACAAGAGCAAUAUGCUAGAUUGAGAGCUCAAGAUCCACGAUACCGCUCAUCUACUCUGCCGCGUACAACUACACGUGCCAUUGAAACAGAUGCGGGCGCGGGAGCCGCCGGCCGCUCGGAUAAGGUCGCUGCGGCGACCUCGUCCACGUCGCUCUACGACAACGUCACCGGCUCACAACCCGCUAAUCAAGCACCACCGAAACCGGUCGCUCGGCAAACUGAAACGCAGCCUCCAUCACGACCUCCUAAGUCACAAGAGACCUCGACUAUGACCACCAACACGUCAACUGCGCCGAAAACCGUCACUGCCUCUGUUGGCACACAUGGCACAAAUACUAACGAAGAAUCACAAGUAAGCACUGGUCAGGCGACCCAGCAUGGACAAGAUCUCAAGUCAGAAGGUGUACAGGCGGGUGGUACGUUAACUUCUUCAAAAUCCUCUGCAACUUCUACACGCUCAAAAGAACACUUGCAACACAUGCCCAAAAGUGUAGACUACGGAGAUGAAAAUGAAUCCUCUCGAGAGCAAGACAGACACACUAUGCAUAAUCACAACGUAAUUAAUAAUAAUACUUCUGGGUCGCGGCGUACUAAAUCUAAGAGCACAGAAGACAUGAAUAUGGAUUCGAGCACACUGAAACGUAUGCUGAAGCCAAUGCCAUCAACAGAGAGCCCGGUGACAUCACCGGAGAUGGGCCGCCGGCGAUACGGCGGCGCGGCGCCGUGUCCGCCGACCUGCGGCGCGCACGGCCACCGCCACCAGCCCCACAUGCACCACGGGCACUAUGCGCACGUCAUCAAUAACAACAGUCGGCAGAGUUCGCAGAGAUAUUCUUCGGCUAGCCGCGGCGUAGGCGUGGGCGCGGCGCCAAGUGGCUACCCAGGGCGCGGCCUGUACUUGGAGCUAGGCGGCGGUGAGCGUGAUUUGUCACCGCCUUCCGACAACGUCAUGUUUGAUAAUCAGUGCUACGCCACCACGCCUUCAUCUUCUAACGGGAACUCCGAUCAGGAGCCGUGUCAACGCCGUGACCGUGACCCUCGUCAGCAUCACCACGGACAAAAGCCGUGUCUGUCGCGGCAGGCGUCGCAGUCCAGCGCCACGCCGGCACCGGGCUCGCCGACGUCGCGCCUGCUGCUCGAGUAUGAGAUGCACCUCCGCAAUACGCUCGCCAAGGGUAUGGACGCCGAGAGUUAUAGCCUACACACAUUCGAAGCUCUCUUGAGCCAGAGUAUGGAGGAUUUGGAAUACAACGACAAUCUGCCGCCUUCGAACCAACGCAGCCCAUAUCCACCACGUAGACAAAAGGAAAUGAGUAAAUUCGUUAUUCCAAUUGAUCCAACUCAAAAUUCGCAAGCAGCACGUGAACGUGAGAAAAUAAUUAAGAAGUUUAUUAUUCCCGUGGAUCAAGUUAUUGCGAGAACAUGUGCCGCAACUGGGAUUUCGAAAUCGACUUUGAUGAGAAUCAAAAAAGAGGCAAGACAUGCAGCAGCGCUGCAACCGGAAACUGCACCGACGCCGGGGACUUCUACUUCUGGAUUAGCAUCUACGGUUCCAGUAAAACUUUCAACACCAGAGAACAAAAGAAACAACACCAAAAGAAAACCGAGUUCUCAAAAAAUAAUACUUGACAACUUUGAUCUCUGCGCGCUAAGAAACAUAGUAAACAGUUUUUACACAGUUAAAAAAGAAAUACCAACGUUGAAGAAAAUACUGGCCGUUGCCAAAAGAGACCUAAAUUUUCGAGUUUACGCCGGUGGGGAAAAUGGAUUUAUACCUGGAGCCGAGUUAUUAUAUAAAUGCAAAAGCUCCACCGGUGAUUAUUAUAACGAGAUGGAUACGACCAACUUCAUUAAGUGGUUGAAGGAAAAAUUAAUUCCAAAUUUGCCACCAAACGGCAUAGUUGUCAUAGAUAACGCACCGUAUCAUUCUACUCAAAUUGAAAAGUUACCGUCCAGUGCGUCUUUGAAAAGCGAAAUGCAAAAAUGGCUCUCCGACAAUAAUAUCCCAUACGAAGAAAGAAUGACAAAACGUGAGUUAUACCACCUUAUUGUCGUCAACAAACCUCCAAAAAAAUAUAUAGUCGACGAAUUAUUAAAACAACAUGGACACGAAGUUUUGCGUCUGCCACCCUACCAUUGCGACCUAAAUCCUAUCGAAUAUAUAUGGAAUUUAACUAAACAAAGGGUAGCAGAUAAAAAUAUUGAUCAGUCUGAAAGGCAGAUCGAAACGCUAACAAAAGAGGCAAUAGCUUCGAUAACAACAGAGGAUUGGCGAAAAGAAAUAAAUCACGUUGAAAGAUUAGAAAAGCAGUACUGGGAUAAUGAUCGCCUCCAAGAGAUUCAAGAAAGAGAAUUAAUAAUUUCCGUUGGAGGUGAAGAAAGUGAUGAGUCGGAGAGCGAGUUUGAGGACGAUAACGGCAGUGAUACCAUGUCUGGGGUGGAACCUAUGGACCUUAGCAGGCCGGCGUCACAGUGCUCGGGUGGAGGCAGUCGCUCAUCCACGCUGCCCUUACCGCAUCGCCUGGAGCGACCACACGGCGCGCGCGCCGAGCGCGACGGAUACUACAGCGAUCGAAACGAGCUGAUGCGGGAGCGCGAGAGGGACCGCGAGCGCGAGCGUGGCUACCUUAGCGACCACAAUACGAGGGAUCGUAUACGAGAUCGAGACCAAGGAUACCUAAGUGACCAUCAGUCAAGUUUCGUGAGCGCGUCUCGCUGCGCGUCUUGUAUCGGGGAGUCAGCGCGCUCGGCGUGGUACCGGCACUCGGACGGCUGGCGCGGCGCGCCCGUGCCCGGCCCCCGCCGCUCGCCCUGGGACUCGCUUCCAAGUCUGCGACAUGAAGGAAGCUUGAAUGAUUCCGGAUACAGGAGCAACAGAGCUGACAGCUUCGAACAACGAGGAGUGUUCGAUCGUCAAGACAGCGUGCGGUCCGAGUACACGAGCGACCGCGAGUCGUCGCGCUACGGCAUCGUGCAACAGGCCUCCAUUGACAGCACUGACUCCAGGAUCUGCUACCUGACAUCUAGUGAGAUAUCGGACGAUGACCGCAUGUCGCUGACCACAGCUGUGUCUGAUGAAGAGGAACCCGGUGAGAGCGCAAUGAACUCACCGUAUAAGGGCAAACAGACAGGCGCCGCUGCCGCAUCCUUCAAUUGUACCGGUGCUGUCAGGAAGGCUGGUUUUCUUAGUGUGAAAAAGUGGUUGCUACGCAAGAAACACCAGAUUGAGCUAGCUCGCAAGCGAGGAUGGAAAGGUUAUUGGGUGUGCCUAAAGGGAACAACACUGCUUUUCUACCCCUGUGACUCUCGUGAGGGCCGUUCAGUAGAAGCUGCACCAAAACACCUCAUUAUAGUCGAUGGAGCCAUCAUGCAACCGAUACCUGAACAUCCUAAACGUGAUCACAUAUUCUGCUUAAGUACAGCUUUUGGUGAUGCAUAUCUGUUUCAAGCGCCGUGCCAGAUUGAGCUCGAAAACUGGGUGAAUAGCAUACACAGUGCAUGCGCGGCGGCGUUCGCUCGACAUCGUGGAAAAACGGGAACGCUUCACUUACUGCAAGAAGAAAUAUACCGUCUAGAGAAAGCAAUAGAAUCCGUAAGUAUACUACUUUAGAACAAGGAUCACAAGCUGAAACACAUGGCAGAUCUUCAACAAUCUGUAGUAUCAGAUCCGGAAACAAGAGCACAGUUGGCUGUACAAAUGUUGCAAUGGGAAGAAAAUCUAGAAAGAUUACACUGCGAACAAUUCCGACUUCGAUGCUACAUGGCUAGCUUACAGAGCGGCGAGUUACCUAAUCCCAAGUCGCUGCUGACGCACGUGUCGCGCGGCACCAAGAGCACGCUCAACAAGCUGGGCGUGUUCACGGUGUCGUCGUUCCACGCGUUCAUCUGCGCGCGCUCACCCUCGCUGCUCAACAACUUGCUCGCCGGCCGCGGCGCCACCAAGCGCAGAGCUCCGAACCUGUCGCGAUCCAAUUCUGGUUCCAGCCGACGUUCGAUGCAGAUGUCGCGUGAAGAAGGCGAAGCCGCGGUAAGGGUCUCGUUGCCCGAAGGCACGACCGCGACGGUGGGCGUGCGGGACGGGAUGUCGGUCGAGGAGUUCCUCGCCGCCGCGUGCGCGCGGCGCUCGCUCAACCCGCUCGAGCACUUCGUUAGGGUCAAGAAACGACGCGACAUGGAAGACCACAACUACUUCGUGCCCCACAGGAGCGAUCUCAUCGAGACUUACCUGCACACACACGAAGUGGUAGAAGUGUGUGCGAAGAUCCUGUACCAGGUGGAGCUGCAGCGGACGACGCUGGAGCAGAUGUGGGGCUUCAGCGUCGAGGCCGAGCUCAUCGAGAACGCCGAGCGCCAGGACGAGCUGUGCUGCUACGUCAGCCGCGUCGAGGACAAGAGCGUCGCCAUGCAGAACGGUAUAAUCAAAGGCGACGAAAUAAUGGUGAUUAAUGGAGCAAUCGUAUCUGACCUGGAUAUGAUGUAUUUGGAAAGCGUUCUACAAGAGGAACUCUCGCUGGUUAUGAUGAUGAGGUCGUCGCGCACGGAGCCGCCGGAGCUGAGCGGCGCGAUGCGCGCGGCCACGGACGACAUAAUCGAUUCGCUGGUGUGCCCGCCGCCGCCCAGCGACCCGCCCGUCAUCUCCGACGACAUGAUAUCCGGCCUCAUCGUGCCCGCGCCCGCUUGGAGUAAGGAACUGUACAGCCCUGAAACAGAAGCCCAUGGAGACGGGACGAGCUCGGGACCACCGAAAGUCAGCUCUCGUACUAACUCCUUCGAGAUCGAGAACCUCCUUAAGAGCGCGGAGCAGGUGACGGGCUGGUGCCGCUCGCCCGCCGACACGCGGCGCGGCAGCCCCACCGGCAGCGCCGCCAGCGCCGCCGUCACGCCCUCGCGCCACCUCUCCGACGCCGACAAGCUGCGCAAGGUGCUCAUGGAGCUCGUCGACACCGAGCGCGCCUACGUCAAGAAUCUAAACAAUUUAUUGGAAAAUUACCUGGAACCGUUAAAGAAGGAAACUUUUUUAUCAAACGCCGAAAUCAACGCUUUGUUUGGAAAUAUUCAAGAGAUAGUAACUUUCCAACGACAAUUUCUUCAAAACUUAGAGGAAGCGCUCGAGGCUGAACCAAAUUUCAAUCAUUUUGAAUUUUCUAAUCAGUUCAAGAACGUUCUCUUCGCAGUUGGAAAUGCUUUUCUCUAUUAUGUCAACCAUUUCAAAUUAUACAGUUCUUUCUGCGCUAGUCACAGUAAGGCACAGAAAGUUUUACAUCCGAAUGAAGGAAACCAAGCUCUACAAGAAUUCUUAGCAGCUCGCAAUCCAAAACAACAACACUCAUCGACCUUAGAAUCGUACCUAAUUAAACCAAUACAAAGAAUUCUCAAAUAUCCGUUACUUUUACAACAGUUGAGAAAUCUAACUGACGUAAAUUCGGAAGAACACCUCCAUUUAGUAGAGGCUUUGAAGGGAAUGGAAAAGGUUGCAGAACACAUAAAUGAGAUGCAGCGCAUACACGAAGAAUACGGUGCUAUAUUUGAUCAUUUGUUUAGGCAACACCAAAAGUCUUGCAAACAACCUAUCGACUUGAGUCCUGGUGAUUUAUUAUACUAUGGAGGUGUAGAGUGGUUGAAUAUAUCAGACUUUUUAGGCAAAAUAAAGAAAGGACUUGAAUUGCACGCAAUGUGCUUUGUUUUUAAGUCGGCCGUUGUCUUCCUUUGCAAAGAAAGACUGAGACAGAAGAAAAAGUUAAUGGGGGUGUCUUCUAAAAACAAUUCAAAUGAAGUAGAAAUAAUACGCUAUCAAGUUUUAAUACCAGUAACGGAAGUGCAAGUUCGGGCCUCUUCGGCCAAGGACAUGGACAGUCACUUCCUCUGGGAGCUUAUCCAUUUGCGAAGUCAGCUCCAACGUCGAUCUGAAAAAGUUUACGUAUUAUCAAACAGCACCGCGGACUUCCGGAACGCGUUCCUGAAGACGAUCCGGCAGAUCAUCCGCGAGUCGGUGCGCAACAUGUCGCUGCCCAGCGCGCGGCCCGCGCCCGCGCCGCACCACACGCUGGAGCGGCCCAAGCACCAGGUACAGGUAAUGCAGGGCUCUCAGACUCUUGGAAAGACAAAGAAACCUAAAACAACCGGACAAAGACUUUCCGCUGGCAAUAUUGAGGUUGGCGAUUUAUCUAGGGAAAAUUCACAAGAAGCAGAGGAACCACCACAAGUAUCUGAGCUAUCAUCAGACGAGACGACUUUCAGGCAAAGAAGCAAAACACUUGGUGAUUCAGCAGCAGAAGCGGGCAAGCGGGCGGCAGCGAGCGCGGGCGCGGGCGCGGGCGCGGGCGCGGACGGCUCCAAGUCCGAGGGCGAGGACGAGCCGCCGCCGCCGCCCGCCAAGCGAGGGUUAGGCCGCACUCCCAACCACCUCACCCUCAGGUACCAACAUAUCACGACGUCGACGCUGAGUGCUGGAAGUACGGGAAGUCAGGCUCGACUCAUCCAAUCUUCACAUCAACCUACCCAAUACCAACCUACGAUGGUCAGAGAGCUAGGGUCGCCCGUGUGGAAGCCGCGCGACGUGGCCCGCGAGGCCGCGCCCGCCGCGCCCACCACGCUGCCGCGCCCGCAGCGCCCCGCGCCGCGCGCCGCGCACCUGUCCGCCAGCCGCAAGUCGCUCGCGCCCGACCACCGCCACUAGGCACUGGCCGUCACCGCCGAUUGAUUCAUCCCCCUCGACCGCACGAACUCCGAUAGGAUGUACCUCCACUUUUCAUGUGAUGGCUUCAUCUUUUUAUUACAGAGCGACCGUUUCUAUUUUUACGAAUCGGACUGAAAACGAAAUAUUCAAAUCACCGAUGCCCGCGCUUGUCUACUUUUAGGGCUCACAAGUAAACAAGCGAGCAUCUGUUGAUAGUGUUUCAUACAAUUAGUACGAAACGACGUCGAGUCUUUUUUUUAUAAAUAUUGUUAAUUUUCUGUAUAUGUCUAACACUAUUGCGAUAAUCUUUUACACAUGGAAAGCUAUUAGAUUAUCCUUAACAAAUAAUUUAAGAGAGAACUUCAAUAGAUUAAUUAAAUAUAGAUAUAUUAUUGCUUAGUAACUGAAAAUACUAAAUAGAAAAAAAAUUAUGAUUUUUUGAAAAUACAUAUAUGCCAGUCAUUUCCCGUUAGAUUUUAAAACGUUUUUGUUUCAAUAUUAUUGAUAGCUCAACUCAUCUUGGCGUGAGGCACUAUGUGUGCGUUUAUUUAAGUCUUUUGAUCAAACAUGUCUUUUAUAGCUGUAUUUGUUUUACUACAGGAAACAUAAUAUUUAUAUUAUAAUCAACUACUUUAAAAUCGCAGAAAAAUUAGAUAGACAUCUUGUUUACAUUUUUUUUGUGUAAAAAGAUGUAUUACUACAAACUGGGCGCUCAUAGCACCGUACGCUGAAAUGUUUUGAAUCAUGUGUCUUCUUCUAUCUUCCAUUUUACGCUUCCAAUUUAAAAAAAAAGUGUCAAAGUAUUUGAUUACUUAAGUAUUGUUAUGUUUUAUGAAUAUAAUUUGUAUUAAUCUGGAUAACUUAAAAGAUUGUAAGAGACUGUACAAGUAAAUAAAAUAAUCAGAUGCAGCUCACAAGCCAGACAUAUGCAAAAACUUUAAUGACGAUCCGAAUCGUUGUUUGCAUGCAUUAAAAAGUAAAGGGUUUGUAGUGCACAAUUUAUAAUUUUUAAGUGUUUUUAUAAAUGAUUAUUCAAUUUUGUAGUAUCUAAACAAAAGGCUUUACUUCACGUUAAUUAGCCUAAAUUAAACAUAAACAAAAUAUAAUAUUAUAAAAGGAAUCAAAUAUGAGAAUUAGAAAGUUAUUCGUGGAUAAGAACGUCGUUCGCAAUACAUUAACCUCAUAUUUUCAGAUACAGUAACCACGAAAAAAUUGUAAUCGAUUGCACAUAACGUAUAUAAACAAUAUUAAGAGAAAGGUUAAAUGUUUAUUAGUUAAUUUUAUUAUAUAUUUUAUACAACGUUAAAAAUCAUAUAUUUGUAAUAAAGACGUGCACUUCCAAUUACAUACGAAGUGAAGUUUUCAAGUGAAUGUUGAUGCACAAAUCCAAAAUUGUAUGCAAUAGGAAAAUUACUGCCAAGAGUCUAGUUCCUAAUUUAUUUAAUAUGAUAUUUCACUUACUAAACGGUCUUAAAAUUUUAUUUUCCAAAGUACUUAAUUAAUAUUUCCCUUAUAAAUUUGACUAACAACGAAGAGAAUAAAAUUAAAUUUGAAAAAAAAAUUGCUAAAAA